Molecule: messenger RNA, 647 nt
Organism: Helianthus annuus (common sunflower)
Lineage: Eukaryota; Viridiplantae; Streptophyta; Magnoliopsida; Asterales; Asteraceae
Exons: 2
Coding region: 63-485 (140 amino acids)
Biological process (GO): negative regulation of ubiquitin protein ligase activity; regulation of nuclear division
Cellular component (GO): nucleus
Source: RefSeq, a predicted model, not a curated record
UCUUUGAUUUACCUACCCCUAAUACUUCUGUUUCAUUCAAUCAACACAUUCACAAUCUUUCAAUGUACCGUACCGCAAGAAACCGGAGACCGAAGACGACGUCGUCUGAAACUAAUCAGAUUACCGACCAAGAUUCAGAUUCUUUAGAAUCUACAAUGGGAAACAUUCGAAUGAUGAUCUUGUCUACCAUAUGUAAUGAAGGUGAAGGAGACUUGUUGACACCAGAAAAGAGGCUGCUGAACUCGAUCGAGAUUGUUGAGAGGGUUGUGAUGGAGGAGUUGAACAGAUUGAAGAGAACACCUGCUGCUGAAAAGGCAGAGAGGGAGAAGAAGGUCAGAACUUUGAUGUCAAUGAGAUGGGCUGAUUCAUGUGGGCUAAAUACAAAAUGGGCUGAUGAGUUAGACGCUGGUGCUGGAGUUAUGAUAGCUGGGUCGCGGCGGAUUGCAGCUAUUGCGGAUAGAUCAGUUUCGGAUCAGUAUAAAUAAGUUUGUUAGUCUUUGGUCUUUGUAUUCAUCUUUUGUUAGCCUUUGGUGGCAUUGGUAUUCUGUUCUCAUAAAAGAUUACUUAUGCAUCUUGUUUAACUUUGUGCAGACUUCUUACAAAUAUAAAUAAUAGUUUCAGUUUUGUGCUUGAUUUCAUGAUAUUAA